Aspergillus homomorphus CBS 101889 is the source of this 918-nucleotide messenger RNA. It is a transcript of the gene met16, whose product is annotated as phosphoadenylyl-sulfate reductase (thioredoxin). The coding region runs from base 1 to 918 and encodes 305 amino acids. The record is from RefSeq and is a predicted model, not a curated record. Gene Ontology annotation, cellular component: cytoplasm. The transcript is spliced from 2 exons. NCBI's taxonomy places the organism in Eukaryota, Fungi, Ascomycota, Eurotiomycetes, Eurotiales, Aspergillaceae. Gene Ontology annotation, molecular function: phosphoadenylyl-sulfate reductase (thioredoxin) activity.
AUGCCUGCCAAGAUGUCGGACAACUACCCUUCUGAUGGCGAGGCCAUUGACUCCAGAGACUCUGGCUAUGUUAGUGGCAGUUCGAGUGAUGACUAUUCGCCUGAGAUCGUCUUCACCAAGCCACACCUGAAGUUCCUCAACAGACAAUUGCAAUUCCUUGAGCCUCAAGACGUCUUGAGAUGGUGUGUCACUUCAUUGCCUCACCUUUACCAGACCACGGCCUUUGGCUUGACUGGUCUGGUGACGAUCGAUAUGCUGUCCAAGCUGGCCGUGCCUCGGCCUCAGAUGGUUGACCUGAUCUUCCUCGAUACCCUUCACCACUUCCCCGAAACCUUGGCUCUCGUCGACCGCGUGCGUGAGAAGUACCCCUUGAACACCAUCCAUGUCUAUAAGCCCCAGGGCUGUGAGACCGAGGAGGACUUCGCCAAGAAGCACGGUCCCCGUCUCUGGGAGAAGGAAGACCAGUUCUACGACUGGGCUGCCAAGGUUGAGCCCGCCCAGCGUGCCUACCGUGAACUCAACGUCCACGCCGUCCUCACUGGCCGUCGCCGUAGUCAGGGUGGCAAGCGUGGUGACAUCGACAUCAUUGAGGUUGAUGAGGCUGGCUUGAUCAAGGUCAAUCCUCUCGCCAACUGGACCUUCGAUCAAGUCAAGCAGUACGUCAAGGAGAACAACGUUCCCUACAAUGAACUCCUCGACCGUGGCUACAAGAGUAUCGGCGACUACCACUCCACCCAACCCGUCAAGGAGAACGAGGAUGAGCGUUCCGGUCGCUGGAAGGGCCAGGCCAAGACCGAGUGCGGCAUCCACAACCCCCGGUCCAAGUACGCUCAGUACCUCAUGGAAAUGGAGCGUAAGCGCCAAGAGGAAGCCCUUUCGCAAGCCCUCCAGAGUUCUCUCACGACUACCGCUCAAUGA